AUGUUCACACCGAACGGGCACAGCAGCAGUGACAAAUCAAUAUCCUCCGAAAAGAUCUUUGUCGCUGCUAGCAGCACAAGCGGAGGGGACAUUUUUGGCACGUUGCAAACCUCUGUGACCACUACCACCCAGACCGCUACAAAAGCUGCGCCUCAUCAUGAGCCUCUGUUUGGAGCCCCAAGCAAGCCAUCCGGUCUUUCAGUUACUUUUCCUAUAAGUAAGCCUUUUGGGGAGUUCGCUGCGAAUGACUCUAAGCCUUUCCCCUCCACUAGUGAUGACACGUAUUCCAGCCCGAAUAACUUUGUGAGCGGCACAACACCCCCCGGAACCACUCCCAACACCAACGACAUGGGGCUGUUUGAUAAGUCUCUGCUCAGGGCGGCCUUGGAAUGCAUUGGUGCCAAUUUUAUGAACCAUUAUGUUGUUCAGCACGGUAUCGAGUCGGCGUCGGUAGGCAAAGACCUUUUCAGGAUUGACGAUAUCCCCAUUGACUUCAGAAGCCCUCAGCCGGUCGAAUAUUUUGACAAGAUUAUCGAACGCAGUCAGGUUGGCGUCGUUUAA
Thermochaetoides thermophila DSM 1495 is the source of this 561-nucleotide messenger RNA. RefSeq lists its product as uncharacterized. The coding region runs from base 1 to 561 and encodes 186 amino acids. NCBI's taxonomy places the organism in Eukaryota, Fungi, Ascomycota, Sordariomycetes, Sordariales, Chaetomiaceae. The record is from RefSeq and is a predicted model, not a curated record. The transcript is spliced from 3 exons.